AUGGCCGCUAUUACUCUCGAGCCUCAAGACCACAAGCGAGAUGCAGAUUUCAAGCAAGCGCUACAUGGCAAGACAGGCCAGGAUCAAAACUCAUUCAUGAAUAUCAUGCGCAAGAACAAGGAUGCUCAAAAAAUCGCCGUGGACGAAUACUUCAAGCACUGGGAUAACAAAGGUGCCGAUGACGAGACAUCCAAAACCCGCGAAACCAGACGCAAGGAAUACGCAACCCUCACUCGACACUACUACAAUCUCGCGACCGAUUUCUACGAGUAUGGCUGGGCGCAAAGUUUCCACUUUUGUCGAUUCAGCAAGAGCGAGGCAUUUAAGCAGGCAUUGGCUCGACACGAACAUUACCUUGCACUGAAGAUGGGUAUCCAGGAGGGUCAACGGGUUCUCGACGUUGGUUGUGGUGUUGGUGGUCCUGCGAGGGAAAUCGCUAAGUUCACCGGGUUUGAGCGUGGUACUCUGUACGCACAGAAGGAAGAUCUUAGUGAUCAGGUCAGCUUUACCAAGGGCGACUUUAUGCAAAUGACUUUCCCCGAUAACAGUUUUGACGCUGUCUACGCGAUCGAAGCUACCGUACAUGCUCCGAGUCUGGAAGGAAUCUACUCCGAGAUUUUCCGGGUCCUCAAGCCUGGUGGCGUCUUUGGUGUUUACGAGUGGUUGAUGACCGAGAACUACGACAACGAUGAUCUCCGUCACCGUGCGAUUCGUCUUGGUAUCGAGCAAGGGAAUGGAAUUAGUUAUAUGGAGAAGAUCUCUGUCGCUCUAGACGCGAUGAAGAAGGCUGGGUUCGUGCUUGAGGUCAGUGAGGAUCUUGCCGAUCGCAACGAUGAGCUUCCUUGGUACUGGCCCCUCAGCGGUGAUUUGAGAUACACGCAGAGCCUUUGGGACUUACCGACCCUGAUCCGCAUGACUCAUGUUGGCCGUGGACUGGCGCAUGGCAUUGUUGGUGCACUUGAGAUGAUUGGCAUUGCGCCAAAGGGAUCACAGAGAACUGCUGACUCGCUUGCUGGGGGCGCGGACUGUCUUGUUGCGGGUGGAAAGGAGAAGCUAUUCACGCCUAUGUAUCUGAUAGUUGGUCGUAAGCCAGAGGCUUGA
Molecule: messenger RNA, 1101 nt
Organism: Penicillium odoratum
Lineage: Eukaryota; Fungi; Ascomycota; Eurotiomycetes; Eurotiales; Aspergillaceae
Product: sterol methyltransferase
Exons: 2
Coding region: 1-1101 (366 amino acids)
Biological process (GO): ergosterol biosynthetic process
Cellular component (GO): endoplasmic reticulum
Molecular function (GO): sterol 24-C-methyltransferase activity
Source: RefSeq, a predicted model, not a curated record